This is a messenger RNA of Helianthus annuus (common sunflower), 1819 nucleotides long. Its product is annotated as deoxyribodipyrimidine photo-lyase-like. The coding region runs from base 52 to 1641 and encodes 529 amino acids. The transcript has 8 exons. Gene Ontology annotation, biological process: photoreactive repair. Lineage: Eukaryota; Viridiplantae; Streptophyta; Magnoliopsida; Asterales; Asteraceae. Gene Ontology annotation, molecular function: deoxyribodipyrimidine photo-lyase activity. The record is from RefSeq and is a predicted model, not a curated record.
CCACAUUUUCCCUCCACUUUCUUCUUAUACCUCUAACCCUCUAGCAACUGCAUGUCUUCAACAAUGGCUGUUCCAUUAGGCCGAAUUCGGGUUUUGAAAGAGGGAAUACGUCAACCGUCGUCUUUGUCGCCUAAAGUUGGUCCUGUUGUGUACUGGAUGUUCAGAGAUCAACGGUUGAGAGACAACUGGGCUUUGAUUCAUGCCGUUGAUCAAGCUAACAGGCUCAAUGUGCCUGUUGCGGUUGCGUUUAAUUUGUUCGAUCAGUUUCUUGGUGCAAAAGCUCGUCAGUUGGGGUUUAUGCUUAGAGGGUUGCAGCAGCUGAAUCAUGAGAUUGAAGAGACGCUUCAUAUACCUUUUUUCUUGUUUCAGGGAGAGGCAGUUGACACCAUUCCAAGUUUUGUUAAAGAAUGUGGAGCUUCACUUUUGGUAACCGAUUUUUCGCCUUUGAGGCAAGUUCGCGGGUGGAAAGAAGAAAUAACCAAGAGGGUGUCGGAUUCUGUAUCGAUUCAUGAAGUGGAUGCACACAACAUAGUACCCUUGUGGAUGACAUCAGAUAAGUUAGAAGAUUAUGCUAGAACCAUUAGACCAAAGAUCAAUAACCACCUUCCUGAAUAUUUGAUCGAAUUUCCAACGAUAAAGCCUCGAACAAAUAUCUGGGGUGACAGUAACAGAUCUAUUGACUGGGAUAAACUUAUUGAACAUGUUACAAGGGAAGGAGAUGAAGUUCCUGAGGUUGAGUGGUGUAAACCAGGAGAAAGUGUUGCAUUAGAAAAAUUAAAGGACUUCUCAAGAACUAGAUUGAUGAACUACGCUGCAGAUCGGAAUAUCCCAACGAAGCACAAUGCAACUUCUGGGCUUUCUCCGUAUUUGCAUUUUGGGCAGUUAUCGGCCCAGCGUUGUGCCCUGGAGGCCCGUAAAUUUCGCAAAGAUUAUCAACAGGUUAGAACUUUGUGGUGUAAGAAACAGAAACAUAAACCUUAUUUUGCUAAUAUUAUUAUUUGGGAUUCUUUUCUAAUAUCAUUUUUCUUUAUAAUAUAUCUUUUUGGGGAUGAAAUGAAGGGAGUCGAUAAGUUUCUAGAUGAACUGAUUGUGUGGAGGGAGCUAGCGGAUAACUUCUCCUACUACGAGCCUCACUAUGAUUCGUUUUUGGGUGCGUGUGACUGGGGUCGUGCAACAUUGAUGGACCAUGCUUUUGACAAACGUGAACGCAUAUACACGCUGGAGCAUCUGGAGAAGGCACAAACUACAGAUCCUCUUUGGAAUGCUUCUCAGUUAGAGAUGGUUCAUCAUGGAAAGAUGCACGGUUAUAUGCGAAUGUAUUGGGCUAAAAAGAUCCUCGAAUGGACGAGUAGCCCGCAAGAAGCUGUUGAAAUAGCGGUCUAUCUAAAUGACAAGUAUCAUCUUGAUGGGAGAGAUCCGAACGGAUAUGCUGGCAUAAUGUGGUCCAUUUGUGGUGUACACGACAAUGGGUUUCAAGAGAGACCGGUUUAUGGGAAAAUAAGAAGCAUGACCUAUGCAGGUUGCAGUAGGAAAUUCGACGUUGAUGGAUACAUUGCGUAUGUGAAGAAGUUAGUAAGAGAUGUCAAGAAAGGAAAAGGGGAAAUCUUGGCUAAUAGCUUAGCUCGACUUAAGAAUAGUUAAUAUUCGAAUUAAUGUGAUUUGCAUAUUAAUUACUGAAUAUUCUUUUACUAAUCCACAUUAAAAAAAAGUAAAUCAGUAUUCACACGACGGAUAGUUUGUACCAUUGACAUACAUCUAUGAGCUAUGUAUCCCUCGUGAACUAUUCAUAAUCAGUUUCCAAUUGUUUUUACUUUUGUUU